Carcharodon carcharias (great white shark) is the source of this 6073-nucleotide messenger RNA. It is a transcript of the gene sema3ab, whose product is annotated as sema domain, immunoglobulin domain (Ig), short basic domain, secreted, (semaphorin) 3Ab. The transcript is spliced from 18 exons. NCBI's taxonomy places the organism in Eukaryota, Metazoa, Chordata, Chondrichthyes, Lamniformes, Lamnidae. Gene Ontology annotation, biological process: positive regulation of neuron migration; negative chemotaxis; neural crest cell migration. The record is from RefSeq and is a predicted model, not a curated record. The coding region runs from base 307 to 2628 and encodes 773 amino acids. Gene Ontology annotation, molecular function: neuropilin binding; chemorepellent activity; semaphorin receptor binding.
CAGAGAACAGCCGGUUCGACACUGGCAUCAAAGCCUCGGAUUACGGUCUUUAUCCAGUAACAGUCUUUUCACUGGUCGGAGGAAAGCAAUGAGCACUCAGUUGACAUAUUUGAUUAGUUCAAAUGAAAGCAUUCAUGGUCUAAAUCCUCCAUAAAGGUCUGAAAGUCAUCUCCUGUGGGAUUAAUGCUUGCACUCAGGUACAUUUUUCCCCUUUGAGCCACUCUCGCUCCGGGGCUUCCUUUGACUGUGUGAGGUUUAUAGUCCAGAGACAUUUCACUGAAGCUUCAUAGGAACAAGCUACAAACCAUGGGCUGGCUCACUGGGAUUCUGGCACUCUGUUCCAGCCUGCUGCUUCCAGAUGCAGUGAACUGUCAGAAAGGGAAGAACAAUGUUCCAAGAUUGAAGCUCUCUUACAAAGAAAUGAUGGAAUUAAACAACGUUGUCACUUUUGGUGGCAUUGCAAACAGCUCCAGUUACCAGGUGUUCUUGCUGGAUGAGGAGAAAGGCAGACUCUUUGUUGGCGCCAAAGACCACAUAUUCUCUUUUAAUCUGAUUAACAUAAACAAGGAUGUUUUGAAGAUUGUGUGGCCUCCAACACCCAGCAGGAGAAAUGAAUGCAAGUGGGCAGGAAAGGACCUUGUGAAAGAAUGUGCAAAUUUCAUCAGAGUUCUGCAGCAUUAUAACCAAAGCCACCUGUACACCUGUGGAACUGGAGCCUAUCACCCAGUCUGUGCCUACAUUGAAGUUGGUCAUCGACCUGAGGAAAAUGUAUUCAAACUCGAAACAUCGCACUUUGAGAAUGGAAGAGGGAAAAGCCCUUAUGACCCAAGGCUGUUUACCACUUCUCUUUUAAUUGAUGGAGAACUUUAUUCCGGCACUGCAGCAGAUUUCAUGGGUAGAGAUUUUGCAAUCUUCCGCACUUUGGGACACCAUCACCCAAUAAGGACAGAACAACAUGACUCCAGGUGGCUGAAUGAACCAAAAUUUAUUGGUGCCCAUUUGAUACCAGAAAGUGACAAUCCAGAAGAUGAUAAGAUAUAUUUCUUUUUUCGAGAAAAUGCCUUGGAUGGAGAGUAUUCAGGAAAAGCGACUCAUGCCCGAAUAGGACAAGUGUGUAAGAAUGACUUUGGUGGCCAUAGAAGCCUGGUUAAUAAAUGGGUAACCUUUCUCAAAGCUCGUCUAGUCUGUGCAGUUCCCGGGCCAAAUGGCAUUGACACUCAUUUUGAUGAACUGCAGGAUAUUUACAUAAUGAAAUCUAAAGAUCCCAAGAAUCCUUUCAUCUAUGGCAUCUUUACUACUUCCAGCAACAUCUUUAAGGGCUCAGCUGUGUGUAUGUACAGUAUGUCUGAUAUAAGAAGAGUGUUCCUGGGCCCAUAUGCCCAUAGAGAAGGUCCGAGCUAUCAGUGGGUGCCAUUCCAAGGAAGAGUUCCGUACCCUCGCCCAGGAACAUGUCCUAGCAAAACCUUUGGAGGAUUUGAAUCAACGAAGGACUUUCCUGAUGAUGUAAUCACAUUUGCCAGAAGUCACCCAGCCAUGUACAAUCCAGCGUUGCCCAUCAACAACCGACCAAUCGUCAUAAAGACAGAUGUGGAUUACCAGUUCAGCCAGAUAGUUGUGGACCGAGUGGAAGCUGGGGAUGGCCAGUAUGAUGUCAUGUUUAUUGGAACAGAUGUGGGGACGAUUCUGAAGGUGGUGUCUAUUCCACGAGAGACUUGGCAUGACCUUGAGGAGGUAUUACUGGAGGAAUUGGCAGUGUUGAGGGAGCCAACACCCAUUACAACAAUGAAAAUUUCUACAAAACAGCAACAACUGUAUAUCGGCUCUGCUAUUGGCGUGUCUCAGCUCCCCUUGCAUCGUUGUGAUGUUUAUGGAAAAGCCUGUGCCGAGUGCUGCCUUGCCAGGGACCCCUACUGUGCUUGGGAUGGCUUCUCAUGUUCCAGAUACUUUCCUACUGCCAAAAGGCGCACCAGAAGACAGGACAUCAGGAAUGGUGACCCUCUUAGCCAGUGUUCUGAUCAACAUCACAAUGACAAUUUGCAUGAGCAUGAAAACAUGGAGGAAAAGAUUAUCUAUGGAGUAGAGAACAGCACCACUUUUCUGGAAUGCAUCCCCAAAUCGCAGCGAGCCAUGGUUUACUGGCAAUUCCAGAGACAGACUGAGGAACCCAAGGAAGAGAUGAAAGCAAAUGACCGAAUCAUCAAGACAGAACAGGGUUUGUUGCUACGAAGCCUGCAGCAGAAAGAUGCUGGGAUAUAUAUUUGUCAGACUGUGGAACAUGGCUUCAUGCAGACAUUACUGAAGGUGACCCUGGAAAUUAUUGACACUGAACAUCUGGAGGAACUUCUGCACAAAGAAGUUGAUGACAGCCUGAGGCCCAAGGAGACUCACAGCCUAAUUGCUCCAAACCAGAAGGUGUGGUACAGGGAUUUCAUGCAACUCAUAAACCAUCCCAACCUCAACACCAUGGAUGAAUUCUGUGAACAGGUGUGGCAGCGUGAUCGCCGUCGGAGGAAACAAAGACCGGCGCACACACCUGGAAACGGCAACAAAUGGAAACACUUACAGGAAAACAAGAAAGGUAGAAACAGGAGGACCCAUGAGUCGGAGAGGCCACCCAGAAGUGUCUAACAAUAUACACCUUUACAGAUAUUGAAUUCAAACAAAAUGCAAUACAUACAUUAACUAGUUCAUUGCAUUAUGUUGAUGUUUACAAGUAUAUGGGCUGCUCACCAGAUACACAACGGCCACCCAUUGUCUUUUUUCAUCUCCUUUAUUCUUUUUGUCAAUGCAGCAUGGUGAUUGUGAAUGCAUUUUGUAGUUGGACUGGCCUUGCUGUUUCAACAUCACAUGCAACUGACUGAAAUUCACCAACUCAGUUCAGACAACCUCCCCCAAAUGUUUGCUAAUGCCAGAAUGUGUUAACAAUUAAUUGCUACUUCCAUUAAAGGACUUUGUACAAUGAACACUGAACUGACGAAAGAUCAGGUGAGGAAAUCUAAGAUAUAUUUGUCAAUCCUUUCACAUGCCCACUACUGGUUCAGGCAUGCAGCAGGUCCUGACAAUGCUCUGGGUGUACAUGAACCUACAGAGGUGACCAGAGAGCCUUUCGAAGUGUGGCAUGUGUAAUCAGUUUACUGUGAUGUGAAACUGUUAAAUGCACGGGUCCUACUUUGACCAAAAGACAAUGAACAAGAAGUUCAGACAAACGCAUCUACUGAUGAACAUGAGAGUGGAAUCAAUGUCAUGUCAGUGGGAAGACAUUGGAUUCAAGAAGACUGAGUUGACUAAAUUGGCUGCAAUACUUACAGUCAGCACAGUCUGAAGAGCUGAAAAUGAAGACAUUCUAUUUUGUGUAUAUCAAUAACCCACAAGUAAAACUACCGAAUGCCAACACAUUGAAUUACUACUUAACAAUUAGCGGUGGAAAUUCGGGUGCUGUUUGAUUGUGAAGUAAGAGACAAAUGUUCCAUCUAAUUUGAAUAGAACUUCAAAAUGUUUACUCAGGCAUGUCAAAAGACAUUUAAUUUGUGUCCUGGUGAUGGUGCAUUUUAUGGAAAGAAGUUUUAAUGAAGGGUAUAAAUAUGGAGCUGACUGGUAGAAUAUUUGAUUCGACAAAAGAAAAUUCUCAACUUCAGUGAAGGUCAAAUCAGAUAAUAUUGGUAACUGAUAUAGUUUCAGGAGAGGAAAGUAGCUUUGAUUGUCAAUUGCUUUAAGUCUAGCACAUUAGUGUCAGUUAGUAAUGAAAUACACCAGUAAAUCUUCCUGAAAUAAUUUACUAUGCGCCUUUACUAAUACCCUGAAUGAAUCUCUUUGCUAAGGCUGUAGAAUGAUGGACCAAAUCAAAAUUUGAAAUGAUCCCAUUGUAGAGUUAAAAUAACAAUAGUAUAUGUUGGGGACAGCUGUAGGAUGUGUGGUAUUCUUUCUGCUAAUGUAACUCUUCUAAAUGUCAGAAAGACAAACAUGCUCUAAAAAUAAAAUAAGAUAGAAUGCAGUGAGAGUUUCAAAGCCCCAUGGACCAUGUAUUAGCAACUGUUGCAUUGAAAUAUAUUUUAAAUAACACAAUGGAGUUGGUGACAGUGCAAAGUUAGUCAAUUGUACUUGCCAGUAAACGAUACAUAUUGAAGUUGAGAGAUAUUAUUUGUAAUAAAAAUGACAUUUGUUGCUGUAUCUUAAUUGUUUAGGACUUUUCUUUUUGACCUGCACAGGUUACAUUUAAUAUCCUGUAAAACUAGUUCCCAACAGCUGAUAUAUUUGACUAUUUUACAUUAAGAUAGAGGGUCCAGGACUAUCCAUCACUUAAACUCACUUACUACCUCAGUUGUGCGAGAGGCAUCUGUCAUUUACCAGUCAUAUAACUGGAGGAUCACAUGAAAGUAAGCCAUUCCCUCGAGCUCUCUCUUUUUCUCUCUCUUAGCGAGAAUGAGCGGGUGAAGAAAAAGUAAAAUUACUCAUUACAAAAUAGCCAAUCAUGCUGUAACAUUGGUAGCAGUCACCUAGAAAUCAAAGGAGUAGAUUGUGGAGUAGGGAUGGGCAACAAAUGCUGGCCUAGACAGUAAUACUCGUAUGCAAUGAAAAAAAAGCCUUUCCCCUGGAGGAUAUAUAAUAUCCUGAAAAUGGAGACUGAGGAGGGGGAAACAAGACUACAAGAAACAAAUUGCAACACUAUCACAACAUGGAAAGAAUAGAGGCAAUGCUAGCUGUUGGAGUUUUCAGAACAGCCACAUGAUUUUUUUUUUACAAAACUGAACCCACUGCACAAAUAGUUCUCUUGACCUUGUUUGAGAAAAUAAAGUGGUUUCCAGAGCUCGCAGCUGUUUAAAAUAGCUUUCGUCACCUUCUGAAUUAUAUUUGAGAAUUACUCAGAACCUAAUAAGGAAGGUGGACAAUCUACCUGGAGGGGCCGAAUGCACAUUACUUAUUGCAAGAGUCCAAGUGAUAUGAUAAUGAGCGUAUUUCCUCCCAAUUUCAGGUUACUGACACUCUAACUUAUAAAGUAUAUAGAUCACCACUGUGCUGGCAUUAAAUAGAUGUCAGAGCAAAGAGCUGUCAGGUUCACUGGCAUUAUUUAAAUUGUUCUGGAACACUCAGAUAUUUCAAUGUCUACUUAAAUAUUUUCUUUAUCUUUCUCCCAAUUCAUUUCUUUCAAAAUGUUCAUGUAUGAUUUAUUUUUGUCCUUUUGCAGCAAAUUAUAUAUUACUGUGGAGAGAUAACAUUAGAUGGAUAAUGAAAUUCUUACAAUUCCUCUCCUGAUGCACCUCAUCUUCUCUUUGUUCUUAUGUGACAAUGUUGAAAUACCCUGAAAUGAAGGGUGCGUUGGAACAAUUCUGACUGGUAGCUAAAUAUGUGAAAUCCAACAAUCCCACAGCAAUGCAAAUCACAGAAAGAACGUUAAUUACAUGCUAACAGUCAGUGGACUGAUAAUCUAGUGGAGCAUUAGCUUCAUUGUCAUAAAUUAUUGUUUAAAGGAAAGGUUUAUAGACCAUAAACAACUAGAUAAAAGAUCAGGCUACUUCUUGUGAUUUUGAUGUGCUUUGUUUGCAGGAGAAAUUCAUAGUUUUAUGGUCUAUUAAAAGGUACUGUGUAAAAAAAAUGCAUGUGGAUGUGCUUUAUAAAUUGUUUUCUCCAGUAAACGAUAUUAGACGGUGAUCUUUUCCAUUAUUUAGUAAUUAGCAAUGCUCUGUGUUAAAUAGUUCAUCAUUUUGCUUAUCCACUUGCCUAGACUGGUGUAUAUAUAUUUUUGUUAGACAAAGAGGAACAAUAUUAUGUUUUAUUGCAACGGUGAUAGUCAGUUAGUUUUCAUAUGUAUGUACCAGCUAUUAUAGUGUCUAUAUAACCAGCCCAGAUGAAAUGCAAAAGGCUAUUUAUUUGGCUAUUCCUGAAACAAAAAGUGUACACUUUACAGUUAUUCAAAGCAUGUGUAUCUGGUAGAUAGUUGAUGAAUUUUCAUUUCUCUAUUUAUCGCUGCAUUUCUAAGGGAUACCAUAAAACUGGAAAGGAAUAUUAUGAAAAUGCUGCUGUAAAUUAUUUCUUUUGGCAUGUAUUCAGUUGUUGAAUAAACUUUUCUUUUAAACGA